CUGAGAUGCCGCCGCCGCCGCCGAAGCGCCGGGAAUCCAUGGCCAAGGGGCUGGUGCUGGGCGCGCUGUUCACCAGCUUCCUGCUGCUGCUCUACUCCUACGCCGUCCCCCCGCUGCACGCCGGCCUGGCCUCCGCGACCCCGGAGGCCUCAGCACCCUGCUCCCCGCCCCCAGGUGAGCCAGAGCCGCCCCCGGGGAGCGCCUCCAACGGCUCGGGCGGCUGCCGGCCGCGCCGGGACAUCGUGUUCAUGAAGACGCACAAGACGGCCAGCAGCACGCUGCUCAACAUCCUGUUCCGCUUCGGCCAGAAACACGGGCUGCGCUUCGCCUUCCCCAGCGGCCGCAACGACUUCGACUACCCGGCCUUCUUCGCGCGCAGCCUGGUGCAGGACUACCGGCCCGGCGCCUGCUUCAACAUCAUCUGCAACCACAUGCGCUUCCACUACGACGAGGUGCGCGGCCUGGUGCCGCCCAACGCCACCUUCAUCACGGUGCUGCGCGACCCCGCGCGCCUCUUCGAGUCCUCCUUCCACUACUUCGGGCCCGUGGUGCCGCUCACCUGGAAGCUGUCGGGCGGCGACAAGCUGGCCGAGUUCCUGCGGGACCCCGAGCGCUACUACGACCCCGGCGGCUACAACGCGCACUACCUGCGCAACCUGCUCUUCUUCGACCUGGGCUACGACAGCGGCCUGGACCCGCGCAGCCCGCAGGUGCAGGAGCACAUCCUGGAGGUGGAGCGCCGCUUCCACCUGGUGCUGCUGCAGGAGUACUUCGACGAGUCGCUCGUGCUGCUCAAGGAGCUGCUGUGCUGGGAGCUGGAGGACGUGCUGUACUUCAAGCUCAACGCGCGCCGCGACUCGCCCGUGCCGCGCCUCUCGGGCGAGCUCUACCGCCGCGCCACGGCCUGGAACAUGCUGGACGCGCGCCUCUACCGCCACUUCAACGCCAGCUUCUGGCGCAAGGUGGAGGCCUUCGGGCGCGAGCGCAUGGCGCGCGAGGUGGCCGCGCUGCGCUGCGCCAACGAGCGCAUGCGGCGCCUCUGCAUCGACGGCGGCCAGCCCGUGGACGCCGCCGCCAUCCAGGACGAGGCCAUGCAGCCCUGGCAGCCCCUGGGCGCCAAGUCCAUCCUGGGCUACAACCUCAAGAAGAGCAUCGGGCCCCGGCACGCGCAGCUCUGCCGGCGCAUGCUCACGCCCGAGAUCCAGUACCUGAUGGACCUCGGGGUCAACCUGUGGGUCACCAAGCUCUGGAAGCUCAUCCGCGACUUUCUGCGGUGGUGA
Molecule: messenger RNA, 1280 nt
Organism: Lepus europaeus (European hare)
Lineage: Eukaryota; Metazoa; Chordata; Mammalia; Lagomorpha; Leporidae
Product: galactosylceramide sulfotransferase
Exons: 2
Coding region: 6-1280 (424 amino acids)
Biological process (GO): myelination; galactosylceramide biosynthetic process
Cellular component (GO): membrane
Molecular function (GO): galactosylceramide sulfotransferase activity
Source: RefSeq, a predicted model, not a curated record